AUUUUUUUUUUAUUUCCUAUAUAAAACAGAAUCAAAUCGUGCUACGCUUCUGUCUCUAGUUUCAGUUUGGAACUAAAAGACACCAUUUUUAAGCGCAAAGCACUUCACUUUAGGCUAUCUUCAUCCAUACAAUUAAGCUUUCGAAGCCAAAAUUGGGAGCAAUUUCCAACUGUAACUAUGCCUGCUUAACUUAUCAACAAAGGCAGGCAAGCUGUUCGCGGAUAUGCUCCAACCACAUUCCACAGCAUCCAACACCAUAAUUCAUGACUACCAACUUCUUGCGUCCUUUCUCAAAUCAUGUGCUGCCCUCUCAGCCAUUCAUUGGGGCAAGGCCCUUCAUUCCACCCUUCUUAAAAUGGGCCAUCUUUCCUCCCUUUAUCUCUCCAAAUCACUGCUUAACAUGUAUGCCAAGUGCGGAGCUUUUUCUGAUUCCAACAAACUUUUUGGUGAAAUCAGCAACUGCAGCCAUGAUCCUAUCUUUUGGAAUAUUCUCUUAUCCGGUUUUGCUGCCUCUCCCAUUCAUGAUGCUCAAACCUUCAGCUUCUUCAAUAGAAUGCGUGUUGCCAAUCAAGUGAAGCCUACUUCUGUUACUGCUGCCGUCAUUCUUCCUGUCUGUGCUCGUAUGCGAGAUAUAUAUGUAGGUAAAAGUUUCCAUUGCUAUAUGAUUAAAACUGGAAUGGAGACGCAUACCCUUGUUGGAAAUGCUCUGGUGUCUAUGUAUGCUAAAUGCGGCCUAGUUUCCUAUGAUGCAUAUGCUGCUUUUCAGAGCAUCUAUCAUAAAGAUGUUGUUUCCUGGAAUGCCAUCAUAGCAGGGUUUUCUGAGAAUAAGAUGGUGGACAGUGCUCUGAGAUUGUUUUUUUUUAUGCUGAAAACUCAAAUCAAACCAAAUCAUGCUACCAUUGCUACCGUUCUGCCUCUUCUUGCCUCUUUGGCUACGGAUACUGCCUAUUUAUUUGGGAGAGAGAUCCACUGUUAUAUCCUGCGCCACAAUGAGUCGCUAGCAGAUGUCUCUGUCUGCAAUGCUUUGCUGAGCUUCCACUUGAUGGUUGGACGAGUAAAAGAAGCAGAAUUGUUGUUUCGAAGGAUGGAAUUGAGAGAUUUGAUUUCAUGGAAUGCUAUCAUUUCAGGGUUUGCAUCAAAUGGUGAGUGGUCAAAAUCUUUGGAACUAUUUCAGGAAUUACUUUAUUUAGAAUCGAAUGAGCCAGAUUCUGUCACGCUUGUCAGUAUUCUUCCUGCCUGUGCGCAACUUCAAAACUUGAAGGCUGGUAGAGAGAUCCACAGUUAUGUUCUUCGGCAUCCUUACUUAUAUCAGGAUACAUCUGUUGGGAAUGCUCUGGUUAGUUUUUAUGCAAAAUGUAACAACUUAGUAGCAGCAUAUCAUACUUUUCUUAUGAUUCCAAGUAGAGAUUUGAUAUCAUGGAAUUCUAUGCUUGAUGCCUUUGCGAUUGGGGGACGCAAUGCCCAAUUUUUCAAAUUGUUACAUUGGAUGCAUACGGAAGGAAUUAGACCUGAUUCCAUUACCAUCUUAACCAUACUUCACUUUUGUGCUAAUGUCUUAAAGGUAGAUAAAGUUAAAGAGACUCAUUGCUAUUCACUUAGGUGUGGCCUUUUACAGUCUGAUUUUGAGCCUACUACUAGGAACGCUAUGCUUGACACUUAUGCUAAAUGCAGCAAUGUUGAGUAUGCAUUUAAGGUUUUCCAGACUUUGUCAGAUAAUAGGAAUUUGGUUACAUUCAAUUCAAUGAUCUCAGGUUAUGUAAAUUGUGGAUUAUAUGAUGAUGCAUACAUGAUUUUUGAGAAGAUGCCUGCCUCUGAUCUCACUACUUGGAAUCUAAUGGUCCGAGGGUGUGCUGAAAAUGAUUGUCCUGAUCAGGCCUUCAGUCUUUUUCGUGAACUGCAAGCCAGAGGAAUGAAGCCUGACGCAGUUACAAUUAUUAGUCUUCUUCCAUCUUGUGCUCAAACGGCUUCAGUACACUUGAUGAAGCAGUGUCAUGGAUAUGUGAUUAGAGCUUGUUUCGAUGAUGCCCACUUGGAGGGGGCUCUUCUAGAUUUAUAUGCAAAAUGUGGUGAUUUAGGUUAUGCUUUUAAGCUCUUCCAUUCAAACCCAGGGAGGGAUCUAGUCGUAUUCACUGCUAUGGUUGGUGGGUAUGCCAUGCAUGGUAUGGGAGAGGAAGCACUCAGGAUUUUCUCUGAUAUGCUCGACUUGGGAAUAAAGCCAGACCACAUAGUCAUCACUGCUGUUUUAUCGGCUUGCUGUCAUGCUGGCCUUGUGGAUGAAGGGUUAAAAAUAUUCCAUUCAAUAGAGAAGGUCCACGGAAUGAGGCCAACCAUGGAACAGUACUCAUGUGCGGUGGACCUCCUUGCUAGGGGAGGUCAAAUUGAUGAUGCAUAUUCUUUAUUGACCAAAAUGCCUGUUGAAGCUAAUGCAAAUGUAUGGGGGGCAUUAUUAGGUGCUUGUAGAAUCCAUCAUGAGGUGGAAUUAGGACAUGCAGUAGCACAGCAUCUAUUUAAAAUUGAAGCAAACAAUAUUGGGAACUAUGUAGUUCUGUCAAACUUAUUUGCAGCAGAUGCUAGAUGGGAUGAGGUCAUGGAAAUAAGAAAACAAAUGAGGAUGAGAGACCUUAAGAAGCCAGCAGGAUGCAGUUGGAUUGAAGUUGAGAGGAGAAAGAAUGUCUUUGUAGCUGGAGACUCUUCUCACCCUCAGAGAUGCAAUAUUUACAGUUUAUUAAGCACCUUGGAUUUACAGAUCAAAGAGCCUUUUCAAUUAAAUCAACUUCCAGAAACACAGCUUUUGGAGUGUUACAAGUGAGGGCAAGUGGAGUUUCGUACACAUUUGGCAAGGUAGAAUACUGUUGCUUCGGUCUGCACAGAGUCCCUUCAACUUGGGUGAAUCCAAGCUAUUAUGAAUGGGGCAUUAUAUAUUUAGGCCCUCCGGGUAUAAAUGAAAUUCAAGCAGGCAGAGAUGCUUUGUCAAAGUCAAGGUUUCUAAAUUGUUUUGUUGGAUGUCAAAGGAAACAAAAAGGGGUGCUUACGGGACUUGGGAGAAAAGGAUUUCUUGAUGUGGUUGGAGAAGUCAAAGGUUUGAAGUUGACAGGUGGUUUAACUAUCACAAGCUUGGGCCUUGUAUACUGCCUUCUUUCAUGGAGUUUAGAUGCUGAUUUCCUCAUACCUGCAACCUUUGCAGCUGCUGCUCCCUGUGCUGCAUCAUUCUCUGAUGGGCCUGUCAACCGCUGCACAACCUCUCGGAAAGCAUUUGUAUCUGUUUGCACAAAAGUCGUUAAAGGCUUACAACUUGCUGUACCUUGGCUUGCCUGCUUGUCCAUGGAUGCUUAUCUUAUGUCCGCCGAUGAUCUGCAACAACUUCCAAUAUAUGAAAUGGUGAGUGGUCUGAUUUGUAGGACCAACAUUUGGUUAGGCAGAAUCUAAGGAGUGCCUAAAGAGUACAUAGUGUUACAUUUUCACAAGCAGUCCACAGUUUGUGAUGUAGUUGAAGCCAUGGAAUCUUACAUAUGCUCAGACAACUUUCGGGUUUCAUCCGGAUCAAAGGAAUGUGUUUAUAGAGUGACCUGAAUUGUACUUUGCUUAGAAACUGCCUAAGCCACAAUAAAGCUUAAUAAGUUGGCUCUUAGUUGUUUUUUAUGUUAAUUUGAGUCAACAAUGAAAUAUAAGCUAGGUUCUCCUAUGCAUUUCAAACUCCA
Molecule: messenger RNA, 3698 nt
Organism: Ricinus communis (castor bean)
Lineage: Eukaryota; Viridiplantae; Streptophyta; Magnoliopsida; Malpighiales; Euphorbiaceae
Product: putative pentatricopeptide repeat-containing protein At5g08490
Exons: 3
Coding region: 224-2809 (861 amino acids)
Biological process (GO): RNA modification
Molecular function (GO): protein binding; RNA binding
Source: RefSeq, a predicted model, not a curated record